UCAGGAUACACUGCCGGUAUUCCCAAGGAGCCCCGAGACAUAACCAUGAGGGACUGCUCUGCAAAUCCUCCGUAUAUUCCACCCACUGCAAAGAUUUCUACAGAAGACCUGAACAAACUCCGCCAGGAAAUGAGAAACCACAACAUCAGCGCUUACAUCAUCCCUCCGACUGACCCCCACCUGGGGGGGUACACUGCAGACCGGGAAAAACGAAGACAAUGGCUGACCGGAUUCAGUGGAUCUUCAGGCCCAGCUGCAGUGACUUUAACAAGAGCAGCCAUGUUCACUGACAGCCGGUACUGGACACAGGCCGAACGCCAGAUGGACUGCAACUGGGAGCUGCAAAAGUCUGUGUCACCUUCGGAUGUUGUGUCCUGGAUCCUGGAAGAGGUCAACAUUGGAGCAGUAGUUGGUUUUGAUCCUUUCCGCUUGUCUAUCAGUGAAUGGGAGUCCUACAACACAGCAUUUGAAGGUUCUGGCAGGACUCUGCACUCAAUAACCACCAAUCUGGUGGACAUUGUGUGGGGGAACCAGCGACCCCUUCUGCCUGAAGGUGAAAUCUACUCAGUACCUAAUGACUUUGUGGGCAGCACUUGGCAGGAAAAGGUGAACAACAUUCGGAAUCAGAUGGAUAAACACACCCAGAAGCCAACCGCCGUCUUUCUUUCCGCUCUGGAGGAAACUGCGUGGCUUUUCAAUCUCCGAGGACAGGACAUACCAAACAAUCCGUACUUCUACUCCUACACCAUGCUGACUAAGAACUCCAUCAGUUUGUUUAUGAAUGUCAGCCGUAUCACCAACACCAUCCGCGAUUACUUGAACAGCAACUGUCCCGGGUCCACGUGCGUCCAGAUUUUGGAGUAUGAUAAUGUCCGGGACACCAUCAUAGACUAUGUGAGAGGCGAUGUGAAAGUUUGGAUUGGAUCACAGUACACCAAUUACGGAGUGUAUGAAAUUAUACCCAAGACUAAACUUCUAUCGGAAGGUUUUUCUCCAGUUAUGAUGACAAAAGCUGUGAAAACCGAGAAGGAGCAGAGGCUAAUGAAGAACUGUCAUAUCCGUGAUGCCGUACCGGUCAUUGAGUAUUUGGCCUGGUUGGAGAAAACUGUCCCUUCUAAUACAGUGACGGAACUGACCGGCGCAAGUUACGUCGAUGGGCGCCGAGAGAAGCAGGAGCAUUUCAAGGGUCCCAGUUUUGGCACCAUCUCUGCCAGUGGGUUGAAUGCCGCCCUUCCACAUUACAGGUCAACUAAUGAGACCAACCGGCCGCUGAGAGUAAAUGAAAUCUACUUGGUAGAUUCCGGGGGACAGUACUUCGAUGGAACAACGGACAUUACAAGGACUGUUCACUGGGGGACACCCACCGCCUUUGAAAAGGAAGCCUACACUCGGGUCCUGAUAGGAAAUAUUGAGCUGAGCGAACUUGUAUUCCCGCCAAGAGCGCUAGGGUUUAACAUAGAAUCGAUAGCCAGACGUGCCCUGUGGGAAGCAGGUCUGGAUUUUGGACAUGGAACAGGACACGGCAUUGGAAAUUUCUUUUCUGUUCACGAAUGGCCGACAGGACUGCGGGCCGGGAAUGCUGCUUUUGCCAAAGGAAUGUUCACAUCAAUCGAACCGGGCUACUACCAUGAAGGACUUUUUGGGAUUCGGAUCGAGGACAUUGCAGUGGUCGUAGAAGCGGAUACAACGCACACAUUUGGAGGAGAGAAAUAUCUGACUUUUGAGAAGGUGACUUUAGUCCCAUAUGACCGAAAUCUGAUUGACACCAGUCUAUUGACAGAACUGCACCUUAAGCAUGUAGAAAAACACUACAAGAAGAUCAGAGAGAUCAUGCUGCCGGAACUUCAGAGACAAGGCCGCAAUGAGGAGUACAGGUGGCUGGAGAAGAACACGGAGCCCCUGUCCCCGGGGACCAUUGUCACGGCCUCGUUGGGUUUACUGUCGGCAUCGCUCAUUGUCAGUGUGUUCCUCCAGCAGACGGGAGCCUGACACCAAUCGCCAACCACC
Messenger RNA from Nanorana parkeri, 2007 nucleotides. RefSeq names its product xaa-Pro aminopeptidase 2-like. Gene Ontology annotation, molecular function: metalloaminopeptidase activity. The record is from RefSeq and is a predicted model, not a curated record. The transcript is spliced from 20 exons. Lineage: Eukaryota; Metazoa; Chordata; Amphibia; Anura; Dicroglossidae. The coding region runs from base 46 to 1989 and encodes 647 amino acids.